CGGCCUUAGUGCAGAAUCGGCUCUUCAAAAACAUGAGCAUGUGUCGGAGUAAGGAAUUUUGCAUGCUAACAGCCCGGACUUUAGCCGCUGGAUUAUUUCAUGUGAUGUGUGAUUGAGCGAUACUCCAACAAGACUCGACAUCCUAACGUUGUGUUGCUGAAAGCCGCUAUUGAGGCAUCGUCCGCGAGUAUGGUGAAGAAGUUUUUGACAAAGGCAUGCGCACGCUUCCGGCCCAAAAUUGAAGCGGUCAUCGAAGUAGAGGGGGGCUUUAUAUAGAAUAAAAUUGUUUUUUAAGGAUGCCCUAACACAAAUAUAAAAAUAUUUUUCAUACGAUUGUUAUUUUUCAUUAACAUAAAUGAUUCUGAAAACUCACAACGGAUUUGUCCGGAUUCUACUGGUACACCUUGUGUACAUAACACGCACGCGCGCACGCGCUCGCACACACGCGCACACACACGCACACAGAUACACACCACAUUAAUUGUUUAUAAUGAAAACGUCUGCCUUACCCUCUAGUAAUAGUGUUGUAUAUUUGCAAUGUUUACUCUCCUUACAUCUUUUAUAAAAUAUAUCAAUAAAUUUGAGAUCUAUGUAGUUACAUUUAAAAACGAAUAAUGGAAUUGUAUGUAGCAUUGAUCAUUGAAAUAUAGUUCUUUUAUCAACAAAAAUAUUAGAAAAGAUAUAGAAAAAAAAUUUAAGUUUAAUAUUGAUCAAUUUUUUACAAGAUAUUUCAAGGAGGAAUAUCUACUUCAACGCCUCAAAAUAAAGAGCAAUUUUGGGAAUUUUUAGCGAAAUUUCUAGCGAAAUAAUAAAAUAUAUGGAAAUUCGGGCUGAAGAUCUUUAAUAUAAGUAUCUUAAGCUACACAAAAAAAAUUUUUUUUUUUUUAAUUUUUUUCGUCAAGAUGGCUGCGGUGGAGGCUGCGAGUAACACCUUUUUUGGGGUAGGCCUCCGUGGCUUGCAGCAGAAGUGCUGUAAACUUUCACUGAGGACAGAAAGCAAAAUAUUUUUAUAAUCUGCAUUAAAUUUGCUAGAGAAGUACAUAGGCAUAUGUUAAAAUAUUGAUGAUUGUAGAAAUGGUGAACAUUUGAAAAUAAAGUUUUAUUUUGACCAAAAAAUUCAGUGAAAAAGUAUUUAUAAUAAAAAAAGUUGUUAACCGAUCGUAAAAAUCCUCUGUACUUCUCUAGAGAAUUUAGUUCUACAGCUACUGUAAAAAUUUUAAUUGAAUUGGAUAAAAUUUGUUAAAGUUAUGCUGCAAGCCAAUUUGAAAAACGUGAUUUCGAGAAAAACGCGAUUAAAGUUUUGAGUAAUGUUAUUUCAAAUUUAACUAUAGAAAUGUUUAACUUACACUUAAUCUGCAAUGCCUGCACCAUAUAACUGUUCUUCUAUAGCGAUAUUUUCUUCCUGUUCCUUUUUUCUAAAGGAUGUGCCGGCUCUACGAGCUUCCUUAGCGGCAUCUGUAAAUGAGCGUUCGGCAGUCUUGACGCGGCGCGCGUCAGCCUCGACGCAGAAAUUGUAAAAAUUGUGGCCGAUAGUCAAUUGUAACACCUGCAUAAUGUUCAUUAUAACUAAUAGUCCAUCAUUGAAAACGCAGGUUGCAAUAUUUACGGCGAUCUCGACUAUUUUUUUGGCCACUUGAUAACGUUUUCGGAGCAAUCGACCACACAAUCGAAUUGAUGCUCUCGUUGUUCUGCGUAAAGCCUCCUAAGCAACGAUUGACCUGCUGUGUCAUCCAGAGUAAUAGCUACUCCUCGAGAAAUUCCUUCGCGUCAAGAGGUAAUCAGACGAGAGAGAACCGAUGAACGUAGUCGACAGAGAAAUAAACGUAUGUUUGGUGCACUUUUGGGUACUUUACAAAAAUUUAGACAAGAGGAAACAAAACUUAAAGCGAAGGAAGAUAAAAAAGCAGAAGUAGAAGCUAGAGUAGAAGAAGCUAGAAGACGAGAAAAAGAAGAAUUGCGCAGAGAAAGACAACAAUUGUUUUUAUCACGAAAACAACAAUUGGCUCAAGUACGAGCAUUGGAAGCAAAACUUGCACGUACUCAGCAGUUUCAGGAGUGGCGCAAAGCACAGUUACCUCUUGCUUCAUUUAUAAAAACGCAUACACAACCUUCUCUUUAUUAUAUACCAAAGCGUAAACACCCACAGACAGACUUGUUAUUAGCGCAAUCCAUAAAAGAACUGAACGAAAAAAUUGAAAGAAGGGAAAACACAUUGAUUGAAGAAUUAGAUCUAAUAGAGGUUCAGAUAGGAUUAGGCAAACAUUCACAAAACUUUGAGGCGUCUUCAUCUUUACAUACUGUAGAAGCUCCACGUUUAAUAGAAGAGGGCGAAGAAAAUCGAGAUCCAAAUCCAGAACAUAAUAUCGAAGCCGCAAUCAAUGAUAAUGCUGAUAUUUCAAUGCAAUCCAUAAUAAAUGAAAAUUUUGAUAAUGAUAAUGAUCAUACUGUAGAGAAAAAGGAAGACGUACAGUUGGACCAAGUUCAACCAGAUGUAAACAAUGAUAUGUAAGAUACAUGCCCAAAGUUAUCAAAUUACGGGAUUUUUCCUUAAAGGAUGAUGGGUAAAAUGAUUUUAGCUUAAAAAGUGUAAUGUCAAUUAUGCAUAAUAUUUUAUAGUUUUUGAAUCGUUAAAUAUGAUAUCAGUUUUAUUUAUCUAAAUCCGUAAGAAAGUAGUCAAAAUUCACUUUAAAGUGAUCGAAAUAAGUCUCUCUUUCUCUCUCUCUCUCUUUCUCUCAUAAUUAUGUACUCGUAUUAGUCUAUUUUAUUUGAUUUUUUUAAUUGUAUUAUAGUUUAUUUCUAACUUUUUUAACUAAAAUGAAAAUUGUUAAAUUUCAAAAUUAGAGGAGGAAAUGGUAUUAGCCCUUCUAGGUAUUAAACUAAGAUUAUAAGCUACUCAAAAUAUCUUUGCUAUUAGGUGAUAAAUUCUGAUUAAUUAUGGAAUCAUUUAGUAUCUCGCUUGGGUUUAUUUUAAGUAAAAAAUAAUUAUUUACAGUUUUCUUCUAUACGAAAUAAACGUAUCAAAAGUACUUGUGUUAAAAUAUUAUAUUCAAAAACUAUCAAACACGAUUGCAAAAGAGAAGAGUUAAUCCAAUAAAAAAUAAAACAGACCUUUUUGUAUAGAAUUCUAACAACUAAACAUUUUUUAUAUAUGUGCAUUUUCGAAAAAUUCAUGAAAUUUUGUUUUAAUUAGUUUUACUUUUUUAAGAAAAAAUUAAGCAACAAGAGUGGAAAGAUCGGAUUGUUACAGUGGUCAUAGAAUUAUUCUAAUUCUAGUAAAAAAAACCUAUUAUUAUUAAAGUUUUAAUUUUUUUUUAUUGUGCUUGGGCAAUAUUGGAAUUUGACUAUUUUGAGAUUUUCCAUGUCUCCUAAAAUUAUUCUCAACUUAAAACUUUUUCUGAGAUUAACAUUUUAUCAUGUAGCAUCGUUUGAUAUACAAUUCAAUUUAAAUUUUGAAGGUUACAAAAAGGGCUAAGAAAACACUGAUCCUUUUUGGAGUCAUUCUUUUAAAUGUUUUAUCUAGAGUACUUUUAAUUAUUAAUAAAUUCAAAGAGUACUUUAGAAAUGAUAUUUAAAUUUAUUAUAUUCAGAGAAU
Solenopsis invicta (red fire ant) is the source of this 3592-nucleotide messenger RNA. RefSeq names its product pinin. The transcript is spliced from 5 exons. Bases 1826 to 2509 code for a protein of 227 amino acids. The record is from RefSeq and is a predicted model, not a curated record. NCBI's taxonomy places the organism in Eukaryota, Metazoa, Arthropoda, Insecta, Hymenoptera, Formicidae. Gene Ontology annotation, cellular component: catalytic step 2 spliceosome.